AUGAGGCUCCGUCGCGCCUUGUUCUUGAGUACUGUGUUUGCCAUCGGCUGCUGCACAUAUUCAACGCUGGCGCUGCCAAACAUCUUUCGUCGACAGGCGUCAGACGGCCCCUUGGACGCUUCAGCAAGAUCCGAAGUGGAGUUGCUCAAUCUCGACCCUGUUGAGCAAGUGGCCAUCUUUGGCGACGCAAAUAGAGCGAGGGAGCUGUACAGGACGGCGACGAAGGAGAAGAUCGCUUUGAUUCGCUAUUGGCAUCAGAAAGUUCAGGAGGUUGUCACGAGUAGCGACGCCGAGCGGCUCGACCGACAAGACUGGUUCAAGCAAAUGAUUCGUCUAAAGGAGCAGUGGAAGGGCGACUUGCAGGAGCAACGCCUGGCUUUUCAAGCCCUGGUCACCGAACAUACAGAGAAAGCGAACAGCGUCGUCGACUCCUUGCAGAAUCUCGAGGUGGGUGCAACUUCUGUCAUCAUGACGUCGUCAAGGCACGGUCAGUGCAGGGUCAGAGCUUUCGGCAUGACUGCCGAGAGAAACGUCAUUCACGCCGAUCUCACCCCAUCUAUGCAGGUGGCAUCACAGCUGAAGCACGUCGUUGAUGAGCACGGCGUACAGAUCGAACGCUCCGUACAGCAGCAUUUUAGCAAGGCAACCGAUCUCAUGGAAGCGAAUCUGGCCGCACCGCUUCAGUCUUUGCACCAGGCUGCAUUGAUGCUCGAGUCUCACACGCUGGCUCUUGGCCUCGCACUCCAGCAGCAGGAUGGCCUUGUCUCGGACCUGACGUUGCUCUCGUCCGAAAUGCUGUCCCUUCAGAGAGAGAACCACGCCCAGCUCGAGAGUGAACUUGAUGCUCUUCGACGGAUCCACACGGGAUUCGAAGCUAUCAAUAGAGGGCUGCAUGCCUCUCAGGCAAGUCUGGACGUACUGCUGAGCACCCAGAGAUCAUCAGCAUCUUCUAUACUCAACAGCGUUGGGUUUGCGCUCGAGGGCAUGGUCCUCUGGUCACUGCGACAGCUGGAAAGCAGUACAGGUCUCGGCUUUGGUAACAGUGAGUCCCAGCUGUACAUUUCUGUUGUAACCGAAACACUCAAGCUCAAAGCCUCGAUCAUGGUCUCGACCGCGAUCUUCAAGGCACUGGCCGCCACCAUCGUCCUCUUGGCGAUGUUGCUGAAAAGCAUCUUCCAGCCUUUAUCUCUCUACAUCAUACGACCGCUUCGUCGAUCCGGUAAUGGAGUCUGCAUGCGCUCGCAUUCCAUCCCGUUGCGGCAUUCCGCACGAAACACGCCUCGGCUUGGCGAGCAGCGACUCGUUGAAUAUGCGACGCUCGAGAAUCCACUGUCCUUCCGCUCAUUAGCUGGUCAAGUUGAGAAUCAGCGGACAAUGCUUCUGAGGGCAGCCAGCGGUGAAUCUGAAUAUGUUGUGAUGCUUGACGAGCGUCGAAGUGACCUAGAAGUACAAGUGGUGCCGGUGACAGCGGUAUGA
Pseudozyma hubeiensis SY62 is the source of this 1476-nucleotide messenger RNA. RefSeq lists its product as hypothetical. The record is from RefSeq and is a predicted model, not a curated record. The transcript is spliced from 6 exons. NCBI's taxonomy places the organism in Eukaryota, Fungi, Basidiomycota, Ustilaginomycetes, Ustilaginales, Ustilaginaceae. Bases 1 to 1476 code for a protein of 491 amino acids.